This is a messenger RNA of Postia placenta MAD-698-R-SB12, 1029 nucleotides long. RefSeq lists its product as hypothetical. The record is from RefSeq and is a predicted model, not a curated record. The coding region runs from base 1 to 843 and encodes 280 amino acids. The transcript has 3 exons. Lineage: Eukaryota; Fungi; Basidiomycota; Agaricomycetes; Polyporales; Adustoporiaceae.
AUGUCCAGCCGUGGCGGCAGCGCCACACGUGUGCCCGAUCAGGCAAUCUCGCUCCGCUGCGGCACCGCUCUGUUGCACAAAUGGGUGAGGGCAAGAACAUUUACAUUUGGCAAGAUUGUCGCCGGCAAGACCCACGAGGCAGUCUGUGGGUGUGCCGGUAUACAGACCUUGUUCGUGGGCUCUGCGUUCCUAACGCCAAUUCCAGGCCGGGGUGACGUUGAUAGCAAAGGUGUCCGAUCAGCGAGCGCUGCGCUCCCGAGGGCCCACGUAAACCUGACACGCGGCGCUCAGGGCGCACUGUCUGCGCAACAGGUUGAUGGUGGGAGUGUCGGCUCUGAGUGCCAGCCAAGGCCCCACGCAUCCCAUCGCGCCUGCGACCGCGUUAAGAUGAAAGACGGUUCGUCCUCGCUCUCACCGGGAUAUCGACACCGGAUGCCGGACACCAAGUUGCUGGCAGGGACUGGUCUCGCCUAUUGCACCCAGUCAUGUCGUAGAAGCGCCUGGAUGCUGCGCGGAGGUUGCGAGAACGCGAUGUCUGAAGGAGUCCCUGAUACAUAUCCGUUCCACAGAUCCGCUCGAAGUUGCCGCUUCAUGUGGUCCUUUAGUGGGGACAGUGCGGUGGGUGUGUACAUGUCUGAGAACAACGGCGAGGUCCCUGAAAUCGUGGAGACCCAACCAACCUUCCAAAGCGCUGGUUCAUGUGGUCAAGACUGCAAUGCCGAUAAUCAAGGUCCUGUAGCUUCAUUCGUAAACUCUGUCCUACAGAUCACGUCAGCAGCCACCUCGAGAAGGGCCGUGAAAGGGCUGGCCAUCGCGGGCAAUAUCCAUGCAAGAAGUGGCUAGCUCCGAGAGAGCACAUGCUGUCUAAUGCAUCUAUACCUUGAAUAUAAGAGCUGGGUCUUCUAUGGCGGUCAAUCUUCCAUCAAGUAGAUCCGCGGUGCCCGUAUAGCAGCUCUAGAGCGCAGGAGGUUUAUUGUCCAAGGGCUCCGCUAUUGGGACGGCUUAUCUUUAUGCACUUCGGGGAAAGGG